Molecule: messenger RNA, 5206 nt
Organism: Astyanax mexicanus (Mexican tetra)
Lineage: Eukaryota; Metazoa; Chordata; Actinopteri; Characiformes; Acestrorhamphidae
Product: scavenger receptor cysteine-rich type 1 protein M130-like
Exons: 15
Coding region: 488-3655 (1055 amino acids)
Cellular component (GO): membrane
Source: RefSeq, a predicted model, not a curated record
AGUCCUGCUGGUUAAUGGCUCUCGCUGCUCUGGAAGAGUGGAGGUUCUUCAUGGAGAGAGCUGGGUCACAGUGUGUGAUGCUGACUUUAACCAGCAGGAUGCAGAGGUUGUGUGUCGAGAGCUGGGCUGUGGUUCUCCUGUGAAGGUUCUGGGAGCAGCUGCUUUUGGUAGAGGGGAGGGUCCGGUGUGGUCAGAGGAGCUUCAGUGUAGAGGAAACGAAUCACAGAUUCACUUCUGUCCAAAAUCAUCUUCACUCAAACACAACUGCUCCCAUGAUGAUGAUGUGGGACUGGUGUGUGCAGACAGUGUGAGGUUGGUGGAUGGUGGCCAUCGCUGUGCUGGGAGAGUGGAGGUUUUUUAUAACAGAACAUGGAGAUCAGUGUGUGGUAAACACUGGGAUAUAAGAGAUGCUGCAGUGGUGUGUAGAGAGCUGGGCUGUGGGGAGGCUGUAUUUAAAAAUGUUCAGUUUGGACCAAGAUCAGCCUGGAUGGAUGAUGUGAACUGUAGUGGAUCAGAGUCUUCAGUGAAGCACUGUAGAUCAGCUGGAUGGGUGGAACAAAUUUGUAAUCGACUUGCUGGAGUCAUCUGUUCAGGGGUCAGAUUGGUGGGCAGAUCUCGCUGCUCUGGGAGAGUGGAGGUUCUUCAUGGAGAGAGCUGGGUCACAGUGUUUGAUGCUGACUUUGACCAGCAGGGUGCAGAGGUUGUGUGUCGAGAGCUGGGCUGUGGUUCUCCUGUGGAGAUUCUGGGAGCAGCUGCUUUUGGUAGAGGGGAGGGUCCGGUGUGGUCAGAGGAGCUUCAGUGUAGAGGAAACGAAUCACAGAUUCACUUCUGUCCAAAAUCAUCUUCACUCAAACACAACUGCUCCCAUGAUAAUGAUGUGGGACUGGUGUGUUCUGAAAGUGUGAGGUUGGUGGAUGGUGGCAGUCGCUGUGCUGGGAGAGUGGAGGUUCUUCAUAAAGGACAUUGGGGAACAGUGUGUGAUGAUAACUGGGAUAUGAGAGAUGCUGCAGUGGUGUGUAGAGAGCUGGGCUGUGGAGAGGCUGUAGAUGCACUUAGUGGUGCUUACUUUGGAUCAGGAUCAGGACCAAUCUGGAUGGAUAAUGUGGAGUGUAGAGAAUCAGAAUCAAUACUAAAGAACUGUAAAUCAGCAGGAUGGGGUAAACAUAACUGUAAUCAUCCUAAAGAUGCUGGAGUCAUCUGUUCAAGAGUCAGGCUGGUUGGAGGUUCUCACUGCUCAGGGAGAGUGGAGGUUCUUCAUGGAGAGAGCUGGGUCACAGUGUGUGAUGCUGACUUUGACCAGCAGGAUGCAGAGGUUGUGUGUCGAGAGCUGGGCUGUGGUUCUCCUGUGGAGGUUCUGGGAGCAGCUGCUUUUGGUAGAGGGGAGGGUCAGGUGUGGUCAGAGGAGCUUCAGUGUAGAGGAAACGAAUCUCAGAUUCACUUCUGUCCAAAAUCAUCUUCACUCAAACACAACUGCUCCCAUGAUGAUGAUGUGGGACUGGCAUGUUCUGGUGACAAGCGAAGACUUGUUGGUGGUCCUCACGCAUGCUCUGGGAGAGUAGAGAAGCUUCAUCGGAAUUCUUGGCUUCCAGUGUGUGAUGCUGACUUUAACCAGCAGGAUGCAAAGGUUGUGUGCAGCUGGGAGCUGGGCUGUGGUUCUCCUGUGGAGGUUCUGGGAGCAGCUGCUUUUGGUAGAGCAGAGGGUCAGAUGUGGUCAGAGGAGCUUCAGUGUAGAGGAAACGAAUCUCAUAUGUACCUCUGCCAGACAUCUCCUUCCUUGAAACCCAACUGCUCUCACAACAAGGAUGUGGGACUAAGAUGCUCUGGUAUGAUGAAGUAUGUUUGUAAAAGAUUUAGAUUAGUACUAAACUGUGAGCAAUUAGUUUGUAAUUACUGUAUUUUUUUUUUAUUAUUGUAUUGUAUUAUUGUUGCCUACUGUUUUUCCUCUGUAAAUUCGGGUCACACUCAGGCUCGGCUGAUGAACGGCUCAGAUUCCUGUUCUGGUCGAGUGGAGCUCCAGUACCUCAGUUCUUCUCUGGCGUCUCAUGAGGGAGGAGUGCGGUUGUCUGGAGGGAUGGAGUGUGAGGGGGAGGUGGAGGUGUUCUUCAGGCAGGACUGGAGGAGAGUUCUGCUGGACUCCUGGAGUGAGUCUGAGGCCUCUGUGGUCUGCAGACAGCUGGGCUGUGGUUCUGUACUCAACACCUCCAGCUCCUCUUCAUCCAGUCCUGAACACAGCUACAUGUGUGUGACGGGUUUCAACUGCUCUGGGAGUGAAGCUCAUCUGAGGAACUGCAGCAGCUCACAAGCAGUUAACUGCAGCUCCACAGUACAGCUCUACAUCACCUGCUCUGGUACAUCUAACACAGUCCACAGCUCCAUCAGGCUGGUUGGUUCUGGGGGAGACUGUGCAGGAAGGCUGGAGGUUUUCCACAGUGCAUCAUGGGGGACAGUGAGUGAUGAAUUGUGGGAUAUUGAGGAUGCGCAGGUGGUCUGCAGACAGCUGCAGUGUGGAGUCGCCCUCAGUGCUCCAGUACCAGUACCAGCCCGGUUUGGAUCUGGAACUGGACCCAUUUGGCUGAAUGAGGUGGAGUGUGAGGGGAACGAGGCGUCUCUGUGGAACUGCAGAUAUCAGCUGUGUGGAGAGGAUGAAUGUGGACACAAGGAUGAUGUAGGAGUCGUGUGCUCAGAGUAUAAAGAGAUCAGACUGACUGAGGGCUGUGAGGGGAAUCUGGAGGUGUACUAUAAUGGAACCUGGGGGAAUGUGUGUGUAAAUGGGAUGACUGAUGAAACGGCAAAAUUGAUCUGUCGAGAGCUGAACUGUGGAAGAACUGGCAGUGAGUCUUGGUCUAAAGCAAGAGUGGAAUCAGCUCCUAACUGGCUGGAUAAUGUAAAAUGUAGGAAACAUGACUCCACUCUGUGGCACUGUCCAUCUUCUUCCUGGGGGGAGAACAGGUGUGAUAAUCGCAAUGAGGUUGCUUGCAUUACCUGCUCAGAGAAUGGAAAUACACUAGAUUUGACAAAUUGGCUGUGUGAUUCAUCUCCUCAUGAGAGACCGUGCUCAAAGCACAUUCCUCUGAGGCUGAGGGGAGGAGUAGGAAGCUGUUCUGGAUGGCUGCAGGUGUAUCAUAAUAAAACAUGGGGGUCUGUAUGUGGUGACCUCUGGGACAUCAGGGAUGCUCAGGUGGUCUGCAGGCAGCUGGGUUGUGGGCCGGCGCUGAGUGCUAAUAGAAGAGCUGCUGAUGGUAAUGAGAUUCACCUGUGGGACUGUCCUCAUUCCCUGAAGAACCACACUGACUGCUCCCACAGUGCUGGAGUCACUUGUGGAGGCUUCCUGUAUCAUACUUUGCCUUUAAAUAAUAAAAGAGGACAGAUGGGACAUUUUGCUUUGCAAGAUUCUCAACCACAGACAAGAAGAAUCAUACUUCCACAAACUCCUCCACCAGCUGUUCCCUCCAUCUAUCCAGUGUCUCUCCUGGUUCUGGGAUAUGUGCUCUUCCUGGCCUUAGUGCUUCUGGUUGUGCUGUUUUAUCAGAACAGAGUGCUCAGGAGAGUGAUCUCUAAGAGGAGGAAGACUUCAGCUGAGCCUGCCUAUGAGGAGAUUGACACCAGGCUCAUCCCUAAAAGAAUUACUGUCUCAACUGAAACCUCCUUCUGCUGAUCUUCCUCUUUCGGGUGGGGAUGGAGACGGUGGAGUGGCAAGUGCUGCUGCUUGAGCUCCAGGACACUGAAGAUGCUGGGUCUUCGGGGACUGGGCCUGAAUUUACAGAAGAGAAAGAUCUGUAGAUUUACUUUCACAUAGUUACUGUAGUCCUGUAAUAGUUUAUCCAAAUAAGAAGAUCUACAGUUCUCCAUAGUUCAUACAUUUGUCGCAUUAACAUGCUUUUAGCUAUUUUGUAUGGGAUCCUGGGCAAACCCCUGAUUCAGCACUUCUCUCAUACCAUUUUAUACACUGCCUGUAUUUGUAAUUAAUGUACUAAACUAGAAAUGUCAAAAAAGUAACCAAAUAAAUAACUUUACUGCAGGAUACACACUAUAAUGAUGAAAUAAUAGAAUUAGUAAAACAACUAUUUUUUUUAAACAAGCAAGCCUGGAUGAAAAUGUUCAGAACAGAGAAUUAAGAAUGACAAGUAUUUAAAAUUAAGUACAGAUACAGUCCAGCAUUCAUUCUGACAGGUGACUUUAAUUUAGUUUUAGUCUUUUGUUUGUCACACUUUAGUCAUUUAGUCAACAAAACAUUUUAGCCUGGUCUAGUCAAAUAAAAAGUAUGUAUUACAUUUAUGUUUUUACUGUUUUAGAUGUGUAUUGUUUAUUGCUAAUAUUUAUUAAAACACCAGCUUUUAAGUUGUGUUUCAUUUAAAUUGAGCACAAGCUAUUUAAAACAAGGUGUAUGUAUGGACAUAUUGACAAUUUAAAGAACAACUCCCAGGUUCAGAUGAUGCAAAAAUGAAAGACAACCAAAACUGAGAUAAAAUGGCAAUACUGCUAAUUGACAUUCUUAAAACUACAUUUCAUUUUAACAGUUUCUCAACUAGAAUCUCUCCUUUACUCACAGCUAAAUUGGUGUACUCUCAUUAUAUAUAUGUAUAUGAUAUAUAUGUGUGUGUGUGUGUGUGUAUAUAAUAAAAUAGCAUUUUAAAAUCUAAGAACUUGCUGACAAAUAUGAUUCAUCUUUAUUCUGAAGUGCUCAGAAUAGCAGAGGACUGACAGCUUAGGUACCAUACUAAUGCAUACAUAACUACAUAGGUAGUUAGUUAUCUAUAUUGUAAUAAGUUGUUCACAGUCAUUACAUUGCAAAAAACUAAAUCUUAGCAAGUGAAAUUAUCUAAAUUUAAGGCAAUAAAUCUUAUUUUCUUCUCUGAUAAGACUUUUUGUCUUACUAAGCAUGGUGUAAGUGUUAGAUUAUUUUGCUUAUUUUAGGGAUAAUUAUCUUAAUCAUUCUUACUUAGAAUUUGUACCUUAUUUUAAGUAAUUUGAACUCAAAAUAAGCACAAUUAAGCAGCAAUCAAGUUAUUCUGAUUCUUGUGUCCAUAAACAGUGACUUUUUUGCUUGAUUUAGGUGUUACUUCACUCAUUUUGAGACUUUGCCAUUGCUUUUUUGUAAGAAAUCUUACUAAGAAAAUUUUGCUUACCCGAUUGGCAGAUUUGUUUUGCUUAAUACAUAUAUUUGUCUUAAUUUGCAUAUAUUUUAUGUCUAGUUUUUUUUUUUUUU